UUUGAGGUUCGCUGGACUUAAAGUGCUAUGCAAGUACAGUUUCCUUGUACCGUUUAUAGAAAUAUAAAAUGUGUUGCUUUUCUCCAUCUUUAAUUUAAGAAAGAGGAAUAUUCCCUUUCUUUCACAAUAUUCUUCUUGAUUAAAAUUUGCCCAAAGUAUUUAAGCAUUGAAUACUUUUCUACUGCAAAAGCUUCUUAGUCUUUCACUCCCAACUGGUUUUGCUCUGCUAAACUGUUUGCAGCACAUCUACAGUUUUGUACGUUAUGUCUAAUCGUAAAACUUGCAUUCUCUUCUAGUUGAACUAGAGUCUCCUGAAAGAGACAUUGUGUUUCUGUUGGACGGCUCCGAUGACACGCUGAGUGGCUUCCCAGCAAUGAAAACUUUUGUCCAACAAGUAGUAGAAACCCUCAGUGUUGGUGAAAACAAAGACCGUGUUUCUGUGGUUCAGUACAGCCAAGAUCAACAAACACAUUUCAGUCUGAACACCUACACGGACAAACAAGCUGUUCUUAAUGCAGUCCGACAGCUGGACCAUAGAGGGGGCCAACCCCGAAAUACUGGUGCAGCUCUGGAGCAGGUGAGGAGGAAUGCUUUCGCAGAAUCCUCAGGGAGUCGGCACAAGGAGGGAGUCCCUCAGAUACUGAUUCUGUUGACUGGGGGAACAUCCGCAGACGAUGUCACAAGAGCUGCUGCCGAUCUGAAAAAGGAAAAAGUUGUUCCUUUCUGUGUCGGAACAAAAGCUGCUGACAUUUUAGAGCUCCAAUCGAUUGCUCAUAAUCCAUCCUAUGCCUUCUCUGUUCUUACAUUUGAUGACAUUGGAAGCAUUCAUCAGCAGCUUGUGUCUUUGGUGCAAAGGGUUCCACGGCAACAGCCCAGAGAAAGAGCACUUAAUGUUUUAGGUUCCACACAACAAAGAGAGUUCAUGCAACUAGACAUUGUGUUUUUAAUGGAUUCCUCUGAUGAAAUGUUGAGUGACUUCACACAAGUGCUUGGCUUUGUUGAGCAGAUGGUGGAGAAACUCACUGUGGGUGAGAGGAAAGAUCAAGUUUCUGUGGUUCAAUACAGCAAUGAACCUUCUGUUGAGUUUCUCCUGAACACACACAAAUCACAGCAGAGUGCUGCCGACAGUUUAAAAACAAUCAGGCACAAAGGAGGCAGGUUGCGCAACACAGGUGCAGCUCUGAAUUACGUCAAGGAAAAUGUUUUCACACCUUCCUCUGGAAGUAGACGCCAACAAGGAGUCCCUCAGACCCUGGUUCUUCUGACUAGCGGACGGUCAAAUGACGAUGUCAGGAACGCUGCAGAAAACCUAAAAGAAAUUGGUGUGAUGAUGUUUGUGGUGGGAAUAAAGAAUGCAGACAUCCUUGAGAUGCAGUCCAUUUCCCAGGAAGCCAGCCGUGCUUUCCUUGCAGCAGAUUCCAGUGACAUGUCAGACACUGAACAAGAAAUCCUCACAUCCAUUCAGACAAGUAAGAAGUAUGUUGCCACAACAGCAUCAUAUGAUCCCAGCAGCAGAGACAUUGUGUUUCUGAUUGAUGGCUCUGAUGAUUCUCAGCGAAGAUUCCCAGACAUCACAGAUUUUGUUCAGAGAAUAGUGAGAGACUUGAGCGUUGGUCCCGACAGCGACCAUGUGGCUGUGGUCCAGUACAGCAGCACCGCUGAGAUUCAUUUUAACCUGAGUCGCUACGUGACUGAGGAUGAUGUUCUCGAAGCGGUUGAUGGUCUGACUCACAAAGGAGGUUAUCCUAAAAACAUUGGAGCUGCUCUCCAGUAUGUGAGAGACUAUGUCUUUACUCCAGAGUCAGGAAGUCGGAUCCAGCAGGGAGUCCCACAGAUACUAAUCCUGUUGAGCGGAGGAAGAUCUGGGGAUGACAUAAGAACCUCAGUAAGGAUGCUAAAGGAAAUGGGUGUUUCUAUAGUUGCCAUCGGGACUAGUGAUGCAGACACCUUAGAGCUACAGACAAUAUCUCAUGAACCCAGAUAUGCCCUCUCUGUUACUGACUAUGAAGAACUUUCCACUGUCAAGCAGGAUGUGUUGUCUUUGUUGAGAGAGCCGUCCCAUCAUGUGGUACAGUCAGUAGAUUUUGAUUCAAAGAAAGGUGAUGUAGUUUUUCUAAUUGAUGGCUCAUAUGACUCAAGAAAUGGCUUUGAAGAAAUUCGCGCCUUUAUUCAGAGAAUUGUUGAAAAUUUAAACGUGAGUCAUAACGGAGACCAAGUAGCUGUUGUUCAAUACAGCCGUGACGCCACAGCUAAUUUCUACUUGAACUCCUAUUCAUCUAAGAGCGACGUGCUCAGUUCCAUUAGAACGAUGAGGCAUAAGCUGGGGCAGCCGCUUAACAUUGGUAAAGCACUGGAGUUUGUCAAGGACCAUGUCUUUGCUGCGUCGGUGGGAGGCAGAGGAGCCGAUCUGGCUUCUCAGCACCUGUACUUGUUUAGUGGUGGUAGGUCUGGAGAUGAUGUUAGAGGACCAGCACAGACACUGAAAGCCAAGGGGAUAAAGACUUUGAGUAUUGGAACAAAGAAUGCCGAUACAUUGGAAAUGCAAACUGUGUCUUACACACCUGGACAUUAUUUUUAUGUUCCAAACUAUGAAAACCUGCAAAGAAUUUACACAUCUGUGGAAACCAAACUGAGGGACUCACAAGAAACCACUGAGUUCACAACUGGUAAGAAGCAAAAUAUAAGCGUUCUCAAGAUGGCUGUUCUUUUCAAAUUUAUGAACCUGUCUAUAUGUGCUUGUAUACAUUUCAAACACUUCUACAGAUGUAGAAACAGAACAUCAGAAAGCUGAUAUUG
Molecule: messenger RNA, 2796 nt
Organism: Poecilia latipinna (sailfin molly)
Lineage: Eukaryota; Metazoa; Chordata; Actinopteri; Cyprinodontiformes; Poeciliidae
Product: collagen alpha-3(VI) chain-like
Exons: 4
Coding region: 374-2791 (805 amino acids)
Source: RefSeq, a predicted model, not a curated record